CUGGUCACAUAGUUACUUUGCUCCGAAACAAAUGACACGUCAAGUGAAUUGCAUGUCGGUCUCAGGCAAACAGUGAACUAAAACACCUUGAAAUUAUAAAGAUAACUGUCAGAAACUGAGUUGAAUUCGUGGACAGCAUUGCUGGUUAACACCAAUUGUCAAAAUGAGCCAAGUGCCGUGUUACACCAUCAUUAACUCGCCGGAUCUCGAGGUGCCGAACGAGAUGCAGCUGAAGCAAGACCUCGAAAAAGGCGAUACGAAUGUAAAAAUUGAGACACUCAAAAAGGUGAUCAAGCUGCUGCUAAAUGGCGAACGGUAUCCAGGUCUCAUUAUGACCAUCAUACGCUUCGUACUGCCCGUGCAAAAUCAUACGAUCAAGAAGCUACUGCUCAUCUUCUGGGAGAUUGUACCCAAAACAUCUUCCGAUGGCAAAUUGCUGCAAGAGAUGAUACUGGUGUGCGACGCCUAUCGCAAGGAUCUACAACAUCCCAAUGAGUUUCUACGGGGCUCCACACUCCGUUUCCUCUGCAAGCUGAAGGAGCCCGAGCUACUCGAGCCUCUGAUGCCGGCCAUACGCGCCUGCCUCGAUCAUCGUCACUCGUAUGUACGUCGCAAUGCGGUACUUGCGAUUUUUACCAUCUACAAGAACUUUGAUUGGCUGGUCCCCGAUGGACCCGAAUUGAUUGCCACAUUCCUGGACACACAGCAGGACAUGUCGUGCAAGCGCAAUGCAUUCCUCAUGCUCCUGCAUGCCGAUCAGGAGCGUGCUCUUAACUAUUUGGCGUCGUGUAUCGAUCAGGUGCAGAGCUUUGGUGACAUAUUGCAGCUGGUGAUCGUGGAGCUCAUCUAUAAGGUGUGCCAUGCAAAUCCAGCUGAGCGUUCCCGCUUUAUUCGCUGCAUCUACAAUCUGCUGAACUCCUCAUCGAAUGCCGUGCGCUACGAAGCCGCCGGCACACUUAUCACACUCUCGCUAGCACCCACAGCGAUCAAAGCAGCCGCUGGAUGUUACAUUGAGUUAAUUGUGAAGGAGAGCGACAAUAAUGUGAAACUGAUUGUGCUGGAUCGUUUGAUUGCAAUGAAGGAGAACGAGCACAUGGAGAAGGUGAUGCAGGAUCUCGUUAUGGAUGUGCUACGUGUGCUGGCCGCACCCGACAUUGAGGUGCGUCGCAAGACCUUGGCUCUAGCUAUGGAUUUGGUGUAUUCGCGCAACAUCAAUGAGAUGGUGCAGGUCCUCCAGAAGGAGGUGGCCAAGACCCACAAUGUGGAGCACGAGGAUACGGGCAAAUAUCGCCAGCUGUUGGUGCGCACCCUGCACACGUGCUCAAUCAAGUUCCCCGACGUGGCCGGCAGUGUGAUCCCCGUACUGGUUGAGUUCUUGUCGGAUACCAAUGAAUUGGCUGCCGUUGAUGUGCUGAUCUUUAUACGCGAAGCCAUCCAGAAAUUCCCGGCAUUGCGUGCGCUGAUCAUUAAGCAUUUGAUUGAGGCCUUCCCACAAAUCAAGUCGUCGAAGAUACAUCGUGCUGCUGUCUGGAUAUUGGGCGAGUAUGUGGAAGGUGCACAGAUCUUGGAAGUGAUUGCGGCCAUACAGCAAACGCUGGGCGAUAUUCCCAUGGUGGAUGCGGAGCAGCGUCAUUUGGCCGGUGAUCAGAGCGAGGAACAACUGCAUCAGCAGCAACAGACUGGCGGCGAUGCCAACAACACCACAAACAGCAGCAACAAGGUCACAUCCGAUGGCACUUAUGCUACACAGAGCGCCUACAGCUUGGCUCCUGUUGCUAAGAAGGAGAAACGUCCGCCAUUGCGACAGUAUUUAAUGGAUGGCGACUUCUUCAUUGGUGCCGCCCUCUCAGCCACCUUGACCAAGUUGGCGCUACGCUAUGCUGAACUGCAACCGGAUGCACGCACACAGAAUCGUGUCACCACACAGGUGAUGCUUAUCAUGAGCUCCAUUUUGCAUCUUGGCAAAUCUGGUUUCCCCACCAAGCCCAUAACAUACGAUGAUUCCGAUCGUAUCAUGAUUUGCUUGCGUACUUUGAGCGAGCGCACACCCGAAGCUGUUGCUGUAUUUAUGCACGAUUGUCGUGAUGCCCUGGGCAAGAUGUUGGACGCACAGCAUGAGGAGGAUCAGCGCAUGCUAAAGGAGAAGCAACGUGCCACAGCCAAGGUACAACCAGAUUCGCCAGUCUGUUUUGCUCAGCUCUCGAAUGGACGCGACAAUCAGCUAGGCGAGAAUGUGUUCGAGUCGAGUCUGAAUCAGGCUUUAGCUGGCACCAAAAAUGCCCAGAUCAGUGACGUAUCGUCGCCCAAUAAUAAGCUCAACAAGGUCACACAGCUGACGGGCUUCUCAGAUCCUGUCUAUGCCGAGGCCUACGUCAAUGUAAAUCAAUAUGACAUUGUCUUGGAUGUGCUAAUUGUGAACCAGACAAAUGACACACUGCAAAACUGCACACUGGAAUUGGCCACAUUAGGUGAUCUGAAGCUAGUGGAACGUCCGCAACCCGUUGUGUUGGCGCCGCAUGAUUUCUGCAAUAUUAAAGCCAAUGUGAAGGUCUCAUCCACCGAGAACGGCAUCAUUUUUGGCAACAUUGUUUAUGAUACAGCGCUGAAUACAAAUGUUGUGGUACUCAAUACCAUACACAUUGAUAUCAUGGAUUAUAUUAUCCCGGCCAGCUGCACCGACACCGAGUUCCGUCAGAUGUGGCAAGACUUUGAGUGGGAGAACAAGGUCACCGUAAACACCACCUUCACAGAUCUGCACGAGUAUCUCAAGCAUCUGCUGAAGAGCACAAACAUGAAAUGCCUGACGCCCGAGAAAGCUUUAUCGGGUCAAUGCGGCUUUAUGGCCGCCAACAUGUACGCCAAAUCCAUCUUCGGAGAGAACGCUUUAGCUAAUCUCAGCAUUGAGAAGCCCGUCGAUGAUCCAGACUCAAAAGUCACCGGUCACAUACGAAUUCGUGCCAAGAGUCAGGGCAUGGCCCUUAGCCUGGGCGAUAAGAUCAGCUCCUCACAAAAGCAAUCGGUGCAGGCCGCCUAAUAUGUAAAUCAACUAACGUUUUAUUAAAUAAAAAUCACUUUAAAUUAUCAAUACAAAGCUACUGUAGUUUUUAACACAUUUCAUACACAAAUCAAACUCGAAGAAAUG
Drosophila nasuta is the source of this 3142-nucleotide messenger RNA. Its product is annotated as coatomer subunit beta. Gene Ontology annotation, cellular component: COPI vesicle coat; cytoplasm. NCBI's taxonomy places the organism in Eukaryota, Metazoa, Arthropoda, Insecta, Diptera, Drosophilidae. Gene Ontology annotation, molecular function: structural molecule activity. The record is from RefSeq and is a predicted model, not a curated record. The transcript is spliced from 7 exons. Gene Ontology annotation, biological process: endoplasmic reticulum to Golgi vesicle-mediated transport; intracellular protein transport; intra-Golgi vesicle-mediated transport. Bases 164 to 3034 code for a protein of 956 amino acids.